This is a messenger RNA of Brienomyrus brachyistius, 1795 nucleotides long. RefSeq names its product solute carrier family 35 member A4 (gene slc35a4). The coding region runs from base 141 to 1118 and encodes 325 amino acids. Gene Ontology annotation, biological process: pyrimidine nucleotide-sugar transmembrane transport. Gene Ontology annotation, cellular component: Golgi membrane. Lineage: Eukaryota; Metazoa; Chordata; Actinopteri; Osteoglossiformes; Mormyridae. The record is from RefSeq and is a predicted model, not a curated record. The transcript has a single exon. Gene Ontology annotation, molecular function: pyrimidine nucleotide-sugar transmembrane transporter activity.
UAAUUGCUUUGUAUCGCUGGCGGCUCAUCGAGAAACGCUGCUCUACUGGCAUAGUCUCAGCGUGAUCUCCAGGACCCCGGGUCAGGUGAUGUGAGUCACGGUAGUCAACGACUCCGUCGGUUUGUAAAUAAAUAAUUGCGAUGAUUGUGAUCCCCAAUGUGGGUGUCGAUGACGCCGCCCCAGGGCGGAGACGCUGGGUGCGGAGAACGGGGUGGCCCGCCCUCCUGCUACUCUCAGUGCUCAUUUACGGCUCCCACACGCCCCUUAUCGCACUCAGCAAGGUGAGUGGGCGGGUCCCCUUUAGCUCCUCCUCCUACGUGCUGCUCAUCGAGCUGGCCAAGAUGCUCGUCUCGCUGGUCCUACUGGUGGCGCGCGACCUGGCUGCAGUUCCCUACGCCUCGUUAUCCUGGGCCUCGGCUGCCCCUUACGCCCUGCCAGCCGCCCUCUACGCCAUCAACAAUAACCUGGUGGUACUUAUGCAGGCCCACAUGGACCCAAGCACCUUCCAGGUCCUCAGCAACCUGAAGAUUGCCUUCACCGCCCUGCUGUACUGUGUCUGCUUGAGGAAGAGGUUACAGCCCACCCAGUGGCUGGCUCUCAGCCUGCUCAUGGGGGCCGGGGUGUGCCACAGCUAUAAUAACCUUGAGCUGGAAGCAGCAAGUGAAGAAGGCGUCAGCAAGGUUAACCUCCACAUUUCUGCCUGGGGCCUACUGCUGGUGCUCAGCUACUGCCUGAUCUCAGGCCUGGCAGCCGUUUAUACUGAACUUAUUCUGAAGACCCAGAAGCUGCCCCUUAGCCUGCAGAAUCUCUUCCUGUAUAUUUUUGGGGUAGUGUUGAAUGGUGUGGCACACCUUUCGGGGGCUGGGGGGCAGCUGGGCUUCUUGGAGGGGUACUCGCUGACCGUGUGGACCAUCGUGGCCGGCCAGGCGGCCAACGGCCUGCUGAUGUCUGUGGUGAUGAAGCAUGGGAGCAGCAUCACUCGCCUAUUUGUCAUUUCUUGCUCCAUGCUGGUGAACGCCGCCCUCUCCUGGGCACUGCUGGGACUGCAGCUCACACCUCUCUUCGCAUUGGCCGCACUGAUGAUUGGACUUGCCAUUCACCUGUACUACAGCGUUUAAUCAUCUCGUCAUAGCAGAAGCCUCGUUUCCUCAGAUGCAGUCACCGUUUAGAUGGUUUCGCUGGACUGACUCGCUCUUUGUCAGCAAAAUUUAAUAGCUGUUCCCACAAGUCACAACAAACCAUUGAAACUGCAUUCAAACCAUUCAGAGAUUAUUAAGCGAGGGGGAAAAAAUAGCUGCCUUUUCCAGAAAGAGUCAUGAAAAAUGAGUUUGACUUUCAGCUUUGCAUAUUUCAGUAUGUGAAGCAAGCGAGCAGCUUGAUGCUGGAAACUCCCGCAUGACUUUCCAGCUCCUGCAAUCUGCUACGUGUCUGUUAUCCGCGUGAAAUUCGCUACCUCCUUUUGCCUUUGUAAUCACGCUGAAGGCUCAUUUGUCUUUGUAUACAGUAUCCUUCGCCAUGUAAUGGGUUUAGUUAUUGAGAACAGUAUGACCCUCUGUUUUCUAACAUUGCUCUGUCUUUUUAUAAAAUCGUUUUUUGACUUGGUUGAUGCCGUUUUUUGAUACGAUUUAAUUUGUCUGGUUGAAUUACACGCACAUUUACUGUUUCAGUCAAUGCCAAGAAGUGUGUUGAAUAUUUCAUGUGGGUGUAGGGGAAGAAUGUUAAAAUUCUUUAAUAUUUAUAAUGUAUUAAGACAAAGUCAUAGUAAAUUAAAAAAAAGACUCACAGAAGACGUAAU